AUGUCUUCUCCAGUACCACAACGCAGACAGCCCGAUAUCUUCGCCAGCUUUCCCAAGCUGCCAAUUGAACUACGACUGAUGAUAUGGGAACUUGCUCUUGAUCAGCCUCGCCAUACAGUCCAUGUAUACCCUUUGGGAGAUGACCAUUCAUCCAACGGCCCUGACCCCCAACCGAUUGGUAGGUCGACACUUAAUUUCAUCCUCGAGAGAGAGUAUGCUCUGUGCAUGAGGCAUAAAGGCGAGGCAACAAACGGAUAUGAGAAGAAUGGAAAGGACAGGGGCAUGUGGAGGGCAUGCAGAGAGUCCAGGGAUGCUAUAAAGAAGAGCACCAAAGGGCCAUUCGAAUCAUGUUUUGAUAAUCCCCUCACAGCUAGACUCACAAAUAUCUUGAACGCAGAUAUCAUCCAUCUCGUGCGUGUCUCCUAUCCCCUAAACGAAAUCGUCACCAUGGGCGUUGAUCCUGGCCGAGCCCUCACGGAAAAGGUUGAUAGAGCUAUAAGAUCAGAAAAUGUAUUUCUGAUUGAUAUCAAACGCCCUUUACAUCGCAUGAACGCUCUUCCAGUUGUGUGGAAGUUUGUCGACUGGUUUGCACCACUUGGCCGAGUCUUUCUUGUCGACUACGGCUUGAAGCGAAGUAGGCCUAUAGAGCCUGGGGCUACUGUAUCGGAUGUCAUAUUCGAGGGAAACGGGAGGCGGUUUGUUAAAGUUCGUAUGGAUGGUGCUGGGUGGCAGAAGGACGUUCCGGGACAGGGGAACCAGCGUGUGCACCACCUCAUUCCGGACGGACAUCGUACUAGAUUUCACAUUGCUGCCUGCGAGUAUAUAUAG
Fusarium tjaetaba is the source of this 828-nucleotide messenger RNA. RefSeq lists its product as uncharacterized. The transcript has a single exon. Bases 1 to 828 code for a protein of 275 amino acids. NCBI's taxonomy places the organism in Eukaryota, Fungi, Ascomycota, Sordariomycetes, Hypocreales, Nectriaceae. The record is from RefSeq and is a predicted model, not a curated record.